AUGAGAACAAAGCGAGAGGAAGAGUACAGCUUGCUGCAGAACCAGUUGUCUGAGAGCAUGCGUGAGUUUGAUGAGAGAUACGAAGCCUUGCGGGCUAAACACGCGAAGCAGCUGGAGGAAAUGGGGGAAGAGAUGGAUCAGAUGAAACGAGCCAAGACCGCGUCAGACAAGGCUCGAGCUCAGCUUGAAAACGAUCUAAUCAACGCCCAAGCUGAGCUGACUACGCUUCAGUCAUUUCGAAGUGAAAGCGAACGAAAGAGAAAGACAGCUGAAACGCAGCUUGCUGACCAAGCACUUCGGUUACAGCAGUACGCUGAAGAAAAUGAACAACUCGUUGCUAAAGUUACAAAGUUAGCCAGCGAUCUGGAUGCUGCUAUGAAAGGCCGAGAGAAGGAUGCAGAAACCAGUGGUAGCUUGUUGAAGAAGAUUGCCAAUCUUGAAAUGGAGAUCUCUGAAAUGACUGAGGCAGCGGAAGAAGCCACGAGGAACCGCUCAAAUCUCACGAUGAAGGUAAGGAAAGCAGAAGAUGAAGCAGCAGAGUUGCGAGAUGCUCAGGAUGAAUUAAAACAACUCCUGGAAAAAUCACAGAAGGAGGUGGCAUCGUUGAAGUCGCAGAUGUCAGAUGCGCGGAAACGAUUCGAUGAAGAGGUUUCCGAUGCGCGAAAGCUAUCACGUGAUUUGGCGACAGCUGAGAGCCGGGUCAGCGAAGCUGAAGCGGCUCGUGACAAGGCUGAACGCGCCAAAACGAAAGCGCAACAAGAGGCUGAAGACGCAUGCCGUGAAAUCACCGAAAUCACUGCUUCUGUAAGAGAAUACGAGCGUAAGCAAAGGAAGUUCGAUCAGCUAUUGGCUGAAGAAAAAGCGACAACGGCAAAAGCCAUGGCUGAUCGAGAUCUUGCUCAACAACAGGCCCGGGAUGCAGAAACGCGUUACUUGAACACGGUUAAAGAACUGAAAGACCUUCAAGGCCAGAUUGAGGGUAUUGAAAAAGAGCGGCGAAUGCUACGCCUAGAAGUCGAUAAUUUGGCGUCGACAAAGGAUGACGCAGGAAAAAGCGUAUUCGAACUGGAGAAGGCGAAAAAACGUCUCGAGGAAGAGCUAGUAGAAGCCAGAGAACAGAUUGCCGAAUUAGAAGACGCGCUACAAAUGGCUGAUGACGCAAAAACCAGAAGUGACGUGAUGCACCAGGCAGCUAAGCAGGAGUGGGAAAGACAGCUGUCGCAAAGGAAUGACGAGGAGGAGGAUCAGCGUCGUUCUCUUUCUAAACGACUGCGCGAACUAGAAGAAGAGCUGAAUGCGGAACAGCGAGUCAAAGCCCAAGCUGCA
Molecule: messenger RNA, 1326 nt
Organism: Cooperia oncophora
Lineage: Eukaryota; Metazoa; Nematoda; Chromadorea; Rhabditida; Trichostrongylidae
Source: the annotation of a GenBank genome assembly